Botrytis deweyae is the source of this 1005-nucleotide messenger RNA. RefSeq lists its product as uncharacterized. NCBI's taxonomy places the organism in Eukaryota, Fungi, Ascomycota, Leotiomycetes, Helotiales, Sclerotiniaceae. The record is from RefSeq and is a predicted model, not a curated record. Bases 1 to 1005 code for a protein of 334 amino acids. The transcript has 4 exons.
AUGUCUGUACUCAUCAUCGACCCAUCCGGCGACUUCCACCUACAUGUUUUGGAAGUGGAUUCCUUUGCAUCUGCCACUUUCCUCGUCUCUCGCAGCACUCUAGAAAAAGACUGCACCCACGACCUCGCCUCCGACAUUCGUGAUUCUCCCACCAAUUUCCUCACUCUCUACAAUGUUGAUAUUAUCGCUAUGGAAACCAUCCUCCGAAUCAUCCACGGUGUUCUCGAUCUCAACACCCAUACCAUCCCCAACAUCCACUCAACAUUCGAUCAAGAAACCAUCGCAACCCUCUACCACAUUCUCGAUCUCGGCAUAAAAUGGUUCAAGACCGAAGAACUCGGACCUUGGUUCUCCAAAUUCUGGGCCGAUCGCAGCGAAAAUGAAAUGUCCUUGUACGAUAUGAAAGUCAUGUUAUACCCAUCCUACAUCUUCCGCCACGCGGAAGCCUUUGCGCGGAUUACCAAAUCUCUUGUUUUGGAGUGGAGAAGUGGCGAGAUGCAUGGAUUGAAUCCGCUGACGGGGCGUGCGGAAUUUCGCUUUGAGCAUAGGAUUUUGAAGCAACUCGUUCGUCUCAAGACUAGAAUCCUCGAGCGCGAAAUCACCAAUAAUCUCCUCGAUCCACUGGAUCAUCUCUGCAAUGAAUUCUGCGAGGCAGGUGGUGAGUGCAUGGUAGCAUAUAACAAGUCAUUGAGAGACUGUCUCGUCAUUCCUUCCAUCGUGCGCAGAAAUUGUUCCAUCAGAGAUAUACUCGAGAGCGAAGAAGUGAACUUCUGGAAUUGCAUUAGUCCACCUAACGCUUCUGAUCACUGUGCAAAUAUCCUAUCCGGUAACCAUAUUGUGAAGAUCAAGAAAAAUGCUUUGAAUUUCUGGGAGGGAAUGUGUAUCGAAUGCGUAUUGCGUACAUCCGGCGGACACAUCAAGCAAGAGCAAUUCUGGGAAGACGGUCGAUACGUGGAAUUACAGUUACAUGGGUCCAUUCGAACUGAUGUCAAAACAUAUAGCUGA